AUGCAAUCACAACAGACUCAAUCCUCUCAGAAUAAUGACUCAGAAGCAGCUCGACAAGAAUCUGCCUCCUCCUCAUCAUCCUCGAAACCCGAUUUUAAGCUGCGUUUCGUGUUAAGUGGGCACAAAUCUUCGGUGUCUUCCCUCAAGUUUAGUCCAGAUGGUUCACUUCUUGCUUCGGCUGGCGCGGACAAGCUGAUCAAACUCUGGAACGGAACAACUGGAGAAUUCAUUCAGACACUUCAAGGCCAUACGGAGGGCAUCUCAGAUAUCGCGUGGGCGACCGAUGGCGAAUAUCUAGCAUCUGCCUCAGAUGACAAGACGAUCAAGAUAUGGAGUAUGGAGGAGCGCAGUGAAAUCAAGACGCUUGUUGGGCACACCAACUUCGUUUUCUGUGUCAAUUACAACCUCCAUUCAAAUCUUCUUGUAUCUGGCGGAUUCGACGAGACUGUCCGUAUUUGGGACAUUGCAAGAGGGAAACCUUUGAAAGUUCUACCUGCUCACUCAGAUCCUGUAACUGCUGUCAGCUUCAAUCACGAUGGCACCCUUGUUGUUUCAUGUGCUAUGGAUGGGUUAAUUCGUAUCUGGGACGCCGAGUCUGGACAGUGUCUAAAGACCCUUGUGGACGAUGACAAUCCCAUAUGCUCGCAUGUCAAGUUUACUCCAAACUCUAGAUUCGUUUUGGCAUCUACCCAGGACUCCACCAUUCGCCUAUGGAACUACCAGACUUCACGAUGCGUAAAGACAUACACAGGCCAUAUGAAUAGGACGUACUGCAUCCCGGCAUGUUUCGUAACAACGCCGAAGGGGAAGUUCAUUGUGAGCGGAAGUGAAGACCAUAAGCUGUAUAUCUGGGAUUUGCAAACUCGUCAAGUCCUCCAAGUCCUUGAAGGCCAUCGCGAUACUGUCCUGGCUGUUGCAGUCCAUCCAUUCCGAAAUUUGAUAGCAUCCGCUGGGAUGGAGAAAGAUUUGACAGUCAGACUUUGGUUUGAUGAGUAG
Messenger RNA from Cyclocybe aegerita, 996 nucleotides. NCBI's taxonomy places the organism in Eukaryota, Fungi, Basidiomycota, Agaricomycetes, Agaricales, Hemipholiotaceae. The record is from the annotation of a GenBank genome assembly.